GUGGUUUCGGUGACGGUGGCUGCGGCGGCAGUGCUAAGGUAUAGUAGUAGCUAGCUGCUGGCUGGCCUAUGGGAUGGCGUGCUGGUGCUGGUUCGGUGAAAUGCCAUGCGGCGGCUGGCUGUUCGCUAGCUGGCAGUAUCGAAAUCACCUUUCAUUCUGUGAUCAAUCGUACCCGUAGUUAGUCGCGCAUUGGGUCUCGCUGCGCCAGUUCCUUUUUAGAUCAGCUACGCCGUCGUGGACGUAGUGCUCUAGCAUAGUCGGUUUCGUUGUCGUUGUCGUCGUCGUCGCGGUGGCAAUCGAAAGGGAUUUCGAGAGGUUUUUUUUUCUUUCGGUUGUUGAAUAGUCAUUGUUUGUAAAGCGGUGUUUGGAGGGUGGUUAUUGGUAGCAGAAUAACUAUUUUUUUAGGUGAGCCGACAAAACCAUUACAGUGGAUUGGAUAUUGGGGGUUUCGUGUUGACUUACCUCGAAACUAGAACACGGACUGCGAAUUUGAAUUGUGCUGAUUUACUUAACAAUGAAUUACAGACUUUUGGUGUGGCUCUGUCUCCUGGUGCCGCUGGUCGCGUCGCUGCCUCAGGAGGAAGGUUUACGAUCGUUGCUGUUGCGAAGGGGAGGACGCGUUGGAACUAAAGUUUACAAGCAUGACGAUCUGAGCCGACCCGGUGUUCCGAUAGCGGAUGCUUUGGAGCCGAAAUCCGAAGAAGCCAGAACCACGGAAGCCACAACCACUACAACCAGCAGCACCGUAGCUCCAGUUCAAAAGAAGGGUCUGCAUCCACUGCUGGCUCGUAAGAAAUUUGCAUACUCUCCAAAGGAGGCCAAGGCCAAGGCAACUGAAGAUUCCGGAACUCCCGCUACUACUUUGAAAACUACUACAACCACCGAGUCCUCCGAAAGCUCUUCCGUUUCUUCUGUAGCAACUCGUCGAACCAGGCCGACUCGUCCACCACCGGUUCCUCGCGCUCCUGGCACAAAGGCUGUUCUGCCUUCGCGUGUUCCUAGAACCUCCACCAAACGUACAACAACCACGACUCCCGAACCGGAAACCACUUCUGUAACUACGCGAACCACCAGACGUCGAGGAGGUCGUCCUACGCGUCCUUCUGGUUCACAGUUCCUAGCAGGUAAAACGGCAACUACGACUACAACCACCACCUCCACAACUACGACGACUACCACUCCUGCCCCCACCACAACAACUACCACUACAACGACAACCCCGCCACCGCCGCCAACAACCACUUCAACGUCAACUACCACAACACUCGCCUCAUCGCCCGCCAAUACAGCGGAAGAGAAAGCGGCACCGGUAGCUGCAACGGUUGCUUCUACCCCGGAAGAAGCAUCACCGUCCGCAACGGCCGCUGCGGAAUCGCUUCCUCCUGCAUCGACGGCUGCAGCCCCUCCUGCAGUAGUCUUGAGCAACACGAUUCCACUGACAGCCGAAGCCACCGUUGCCAGUGAGGUUGUCGUCAAAAAUGUGCCACUGCUGCCCGUCGAACCGGCUCCGGUGGUUGAAGCCCAGCUGGACGAUAUAGGACCAGAUCAACCGCUAGCUUAAUUUUGAACCUUUUUGGAUGUGCGUGUGCGAGAAACUGGGGGGUUUUAUGGGGAAUUCGAUUGUUGAAAGGAAUGAGUGCGAGGAUCUGCCUGGUAGGGCACGCCAUGUGAACAAGUGCUGUAGUGUGCGUUAGCUGUUCUAAUUUCCAACCUAAUUUUUAUUUAAUCUCAUUCCGUAGGCUGUUGCUAAUUGUCGCCGGCACUCACUGUGCCUGUUCCUACAUGGCAUGGAAAUGUGUAGUUACAUUUUGAGUCAAGAUUUAAUUUCAAUAAAUAAAUUUUGGAAUAUUUUAA
Molecule: messenger RNA, 1854 nt
Organism: Aedes albopictus (Asian tiger mosquito)
Lineage: Eukaryota; Metazoa; Arthropoda; Insecta; Diptera; Culicidae
Exons: 3
Coding region: 515-1561 (348 amino acids)
Source: RefSeq, a predicted model, not a curated record